UAAUACUAGAGGAUUUCUUCUUCCUCCAUUCUCAAAGCCUGAGGAGGAGGUGUUCGAUCCCACACCUCUUCGGAAUCAGAUUAAAUCUUCUUAAAAAUUCAACAAAAAAUCGUUCUAAAUUUCAAAAAGGAAGAAAAAAGAGAGAAAUCGAUGGCGUCGUCGGAUAGCCUGAGCGACAAGAACGCUGUCUUCAGAAAACUGAAAGCAAAAUCAGAGAACAAGAUGUGUUUUGAUUGUAAUGCGAAGAAUCCGACAUGGGCGUCGAUUACAUAUGGGAUCUUUCUCUGCAUCGAUUGCUCAGCCGUUCAUCGGAGUCUCGGUGUCCACAUCAGCUUUGUCAGGUCUACAAAUUUAGACUCAUGGUCUCCUGAACAAUUGAAAAUGAUGAUCUAUGGUGGAAACAACCGUGCACAAGUUUUCUUUAAGCAACAUGGAUGGACUGAUGGAGGCAAGAUCGAAGCCAAGUACACUUCAAGAGCUGCGAAUUUAUAUCGGCAAAUACUAUCAAAAGAAGUCGCUAAAAGCAUGGCGGAAGAUGCCGGUUUGCCUUCAUCCCCUGUUGCUUCUCAGUCAUCACAAGCACCUAAUGGGUUUUCUGAUAGCAAGAUUGAUGAAGCUCCUAAAGAAAGCUCUAUAGUCAAGCAAGAAAAACCAGAAGCUUCUGCUUCCCCAAAAAGUUCUCAUACAGUUGUUACAAGCACUUUCAAGAAGCCUCUUGGUGCAAGAAAGCUUACGGGGAAAACUGGGGGGCUUGGUGCGCGAAAGCUUACUACUAAGCCAAGUGAAAAUCUCUACGAACAGAAGCCCGAAGAACCAGUUGCUCCUGUUGCUUCUUCAACUAAUGACAUUGCACCCCUUGGCUCAUCUUUUCCUUCUCGUUUUGAGUAUGUAGAAAAUGUUCAAUCUACUGAUUCAAAUCAUGGUGGCCCACAAGUGCUUAAUCAUGUUGCUCCUCCAAAGUCAUCAAGCUUCUUUGCGGAAUUUGGAAUGGACAGUGGGUUUCAGAAGAAAUCAAGCUCAAAUUCCUCAAAAGUGCAAAUUCAGGAAACCGAUGAAGCUAGGAAAAAGUUCUCAAAUGCGAAAUCUAUUUCAUCAGCCCAAUUUUUCGGUGAUCAUACCAGAGCAGCUGACAACGAAACUCAAGUUACUCUGCAAAAAUUCUCAGGUUCGACGGCCAUCUCCAGCGCUGAUCUAUUCGGUCAAAGUGCAGAUAAUUCUAUUGACCUUGCUGCUAGCGACCUCAUCAACCGGCUCUCUUUCCAGGCACAACAGGAUAUCUCGAACCUGAAGAACAUGGCCGGGGAGACCGGAAAGAAACUGAGCUCUUUGGCAUCGAAUUUUCUUUCGGAUUUCCAGGACAGAGUCCUGUAAUGUAGUGUGUUUCGGGUCUCGAAAAACAUAUUUAUAUAUUUGGGCUUGUUAUGUUAGAUC
Hibiscus syriacus is the source of this 1431-nucleotide messenger RNA. Its product is annotated as probable ADP-ribosylation factor GTPase-activating protein AGD8. The coding region runs from base 151 to 1371 and encodes 406 amino acids. The transcript has 7 exons. The record is from RefSeq and is a predicted model, not a curated record. Lineage: Eukaryota; Viridiplantae; Streptophyta; Magnoliopsida; Malvales; Malvaceae. Gene Ontology annotation, biological process: COPI coating of Golgi vesicle. Gene Ontology annotation, molecular function: GTPase activator activity.